AUGAGUGAGAAAUCCCAUAAUAAAGGACACCUUCCUAAACUUCCCAAGGCACCAAAGUUGGCCAUUGGUCCUAAGGUAUCUGAGCUAAAAGCAAAGUUAGAAGCUGAGCAACAUGCACUUCGUAGAUUGCGAAUGAUCUUGUAUGACAAACGAUUUAAUUCCUUCCAUUAUCCGGUCCCUGUUGAAGAUGCACCUAAUUAUGGGUCAAUCAUAAAGAACCCAAUAGAUAUGGCAACUUUGCUGUAUCAUGUUGAUAAUGGCCAUUAUAUCACAUGUGCAGCAUUCAUGCAGGAUAUUGAUCUUAUUGUUUCCAAUGCAAAGGCUUACAAUGUAGAUGACUACAAUGGUGCGAGAAUUUUUAGUAGAGCCUAUGAGCUGCGUGAUGCGGUUGUUGAUGGAAAACUUCCUCAAACUUGCUACCUUAUGGCUCUUGAUUCAUGCUAUAAACAACUCAGCCACAAGAUGUCGGACAAAGGAAAGAGGAAUGCACCAUCUUCCAGAAAGAGGAAGAGGACGCUAGAACCUACUCUUGCCUCACUUCAAGCAUAUGCUCAAAAUUCUCUAGGCGAUAUAGAGAAGGCAAACCAAUUACUACCGGCUCAGGAUAUGGUUAAGUUUCUAACCGGUGUACCUCUCCCUGACCAUCAGGAUUAG
Molecule: messenger RNA, 654 nt
Organism: Arachis stenosperma
Lineage: Eukaryota; Viridiplantae; Streptophyta; Magnoliopsida; Fabales; Fabaceae
Product: ATPase family AAA domain-containing protein At1g05910-like
Exons: 5
Coding region: 1-654 (217 amino acids)
Biological process (GO): positive regulation of transcription by RNA polymerase II; acetyl-CoA metabolic process
Cellular component (GO): nucleus
Molecular function (GO): chromatin binding; histone binding; hydroxymethylglutaryl-CoA synthase activity
Source: RefSeq, a predicted model, not a curated record